UCCCAGCGCUGCCACACAUGCGAACAUACGAUACACGUAAAUGCUUACUUUAGCCUUAUUUCGCGUUAAUGAAACGGAAUGUGAGGUAUUUCUAGGGUUGAAUAAUUAAGUGGUCAUGGCUUAAAAAGGGGUUGUGAGGGGGAAGUAAAUGGGGUCAAGCGCAGAGAAGCAGAGCUCUGGCAACGAGGUCUCAACAGCCAGACGGAAACAAGCAAUUCGCGAAGAUAAAAAAAAAAAGCACGUCGGUCCUCUUGCAUGAAAAAGUGGACAUACAUAAAAUAAAUAACUUAUUCUAAAGCCUUUAUUUUGGCGUCCUUUAUGGAAAAACGGGAAUUGGCUCAUCUACAUUUAAGAUCCUGUCGACUGAAUAUGUGUUUGACGUGGGCGAGGUGAGGUCAGUUGACAAAGCGGUGAGUUUAGAGAUCGGUCAGCGACGGAGGAACGGGCAGAUGGCUCAUCAAGGGCACGCUGAGACGGACGGGCUCUGAGUUCACCUUAUGAGGGUGUGUGUGUGCACCCCAUGCUGAAUGAGCACCUGUUAUCGCUUUCGAGGCGGAUUAGGUGGCUUUAGUUUCACGACGACACCAGUCUUGACAAAAGUCCGUUUUGUAGUGCUCUCUUUUGGAGAUCCGUAUCACUGCGCGCUUUUUAUCCACAACUUCAGUGGGCAGAAGAAAACCCAGGGCAACGCAGUAUAUUCACACGUCAGUCAGCAUUUCUGGAAACUGUUUAUCUCUAAAUAGCGUGAAUUAGUAGGCCAACUUAUUUUCAGGGGGCAGUUGUAAUUAAAUAUCUUUUAAUUCCACCAUUUCCUUCACUUGCAAUUUUGUAGGCCUAUCACGCUUUUUAACUGCAGCACGGUCCUUAUCUCAGUCCCCAUCUCGUCAUCUCUGUUACCUGCCUGCUCGCCCACCUGCCAUGCGCUUGACUGACAGCUGAAUAACCGCACUGCCCGAUGAGGCGGCGCGCUCCGAGCGCAUCUGGUUUCGUCCUGUAUCCUCAGGCCCGCCAUGUGAUAGCCCGGGGUCCUGUUCCGUCUCUGAGUACGACGCCUCUUUCAAAAACAUUUCAUGGAAUGGCCCACUCUCCCUAAAAGGUAUAACUGGGAAGUGUGUGCUUGCAUUAGGCCUCUCCACAUUCUAAGCAUCGGUUUGAAUCUCUCUCUGAGACAUGCACUGGGCGACCUUACUGGUGUGUUUUGCGAUGCUGUCGUUGGACGACGUUCACUGUGCCCAGGGACACUAUGCCCAACAGCUACUGAAUGAUCUAAUGGAGAAUUAUUCUAACGCUCUGCGUCCUGUGGAGGAUAUGGACAAAACACUCAAUGUCACCCUGCAGAUUACACUGUCUCAGAUUAAAGACAUGGAUGAGCGGAACCAGGUGCUGAUCGCAUAUCUGUGGAUCAGGCAGACAUGGUAUGAUGCGUACCUGAAGUGGAAUAAGAACGAGUACGAUGGCCUGGAGGUUAUCCGCAUCCCCAGUAGUCUCGUGUGGAGGCCGGACCUAGUGCUGUAUAACAAAGCUGAUGAUGACCUCCCCGGCCCGGUGGACACUAAUGUGGUGUUGCGCUACACUGGUGAGAUCACGUGGGACGCUCCAGCCAUCACAAAGAGCUCAUGUGUGGUAGACGUGUCUUACUUCCCCUUUGACAGCCAGCACUGCAACCUCACCUUCGGAUCCUGGACCUACAAUGGCAACCAGGUGGACAUCACCAUGGCGAUGGACAGCGGGGACCUGUCGGACUUUGUGGAGAACGUGGAGUGGGAGUGCCGGGGCAUGCCAGCAGUGAAGAGCGUGGUGACGUACGGCUGCUGCUCGGACCCGUACCCAGACAUCACGUACACGCUGCUGCUGAAGCGCCGCUCCUCCUUCUACAUCUACAACCUGCUGCUGCCCUGCUUCCUCAUCUCCUUCCUGGCUCCGCUCGGCUUCUACCUGCCCGCCGACUCGGGCGAGAAGGUGUCGCUGGGCGUCACCGUGCUGCUGGCGCUCACCGUCUUCCAGUUGGUGGUGGCCGAGAGCAUGCCUCCGUCAGAGAGCGUGCCACUCAUUGGUAAGUACUACAUCACGACGAUGACGAUGGUAACAGCAUCCACCGCUCUCACCAUCUUCAUCAUGAACAUCCACUUCUGUGGCACCGAGGCCAAGCCCGUGCCUCACUGGGCCAAAGUCCUCAUCAUCGGCUACAUGAGCAGGGUCUUCUUCGUCUACGAGGUCGGCGAGAGCUGUGCCUCGUCCCCGGGCCAGAGUGAAGACGCGUACAGACUCCCCUCCCGGAACCGUCAGCGGACGGAGACCCGGCCACACCCGGGGCGGAGGGGACAGCGCCAGCCCCAGACAUACGGGAAGACGAGAGGCUCACAAGGGGCGGGGGACAGCCGGCCCCGUAGCCCUGACCGCCAGCCCCACGGCCCUGCCCACCAGCCUCAUAGCCCUGCCCACUGGCCCCAGUCAUUCCUCUGCUCUCAGACCCCCAGGAAGAGGGAGAGCGUCGACAAUGACAGAGGUCUGAAGAAGGCCGAGGAGCCCUGCUGUCCUGACGACAAGAAGCCACCUGCUGCGUCCGUGACCUCUGACUCCUGCGUGUUUUGCGGUCGUCCGAGUAGCGGCGGUAUCCUCAGAACGGUCAGCGGCGACCGGAAACUGGUUCGGAACAUUGAGUACAUUGCAAACUGCUUCCGAGAGCACAGGUCGACCUGCCUGAAGGUGGCAGAGUGGAAGAAGGUUGCCAAGGUGAUGGACAGAUUCUUCAUGUGGAUCUUCUUCGCCAUGGUCUUCCUCAUGAGUGUGCUCGUCACGGGCAGAUCGUCCUGACGACGUUUCUGCAUUUAUUUUUUUACCACACUCUUGUCAAUGCCAUGAGCAGUGGUGUGUAAACAUAUAGUUUGACAUAUACCAGAGUGACUGCUGUGUAAACAAAUACACUAAUUAUAAACUGUGCUCGGCCAAUCUCUCAUGCCAAGAAAUUAUAGACUAUUUAUCUAGGCAGUAAAACACUAUGUAACAUAUACAAUAAUGCAAAUAAACGUUAAUACAAGGUAAUAAAGUAAAAAUAA
Electrophorus electricus (electric eel) is the source of this 3056-nucleotide messenger RNA. The record is from RefSeq and is a predicted model, not a curated record. NCBI's taxonomy places the organism in Eukaryota, Metazoa, Chordata, Actinopteri, Gymnotiformes, Gymnotidae.